CAGCCCCCGGGCCGCCUGCACUCGCAGCCUCCUUCCCCCCGAGCGGAGCUGCGGGGCCGGCCGGGCCGGGGCGGACCCCGGGAACCCGGACGCGGCCGCCCGGGCCCGCGGGCGGGGGGAUCAGUGGGGGGGACCGGCAGGGUGAUCGGCGGGGUGACCGGCUGCAGGAGCCGCCACCAUGGAGUUCCGCCAGGAGGAGUUUCGGAAGCUAGCGGGUCGUGCCCUCGGGAAGCUGCACCGCCUUCUGGAGAAGCGGCAGGAAGGCGCGGAGACGCUGGAGCUGAGUGCGGAUGGGCGCCCGGUGACCACGCAGACCCGGGACCCGCCGGUGGUGGACUGCACCUGCUUCGGCCUCCCUCGCCGCUACAUUAUCGCCAUCAUGAGUGGUCUGGGCUUCUGCAUCAGCUUUGGCAUCCGCUGCAACCUGGGCGUGGCCAUUGUCUCCAUGGUCAAUAACAGCACGACCCACCGUGGGGGCCACGUGGUGGUGCAGAAAGCCCAGUUCAGCUGGGAUCCAGAGACUGUCGGCCUCAUACACGGCUCCUUUUUCUGGGGCUACAUUGUCACUCAAAUUCCAGGAGGAUUUAUCUGCCAAAAAUUUGCAGCCAACAGGGUUUUCGGCUUUGCUAUUGUGGCAACAUCCACUCUAAACAUGCUGAUCCCCUCGGCUGCCCGCGUCCACUACGGCUGUGUCAUCUUCGUGAGGAUCCUGCAGGGGUUGGUAGAGGGGGUCACAUACCCCGCCUGCCAUGGGAUCUGGAGCAAAUGGGCCCCACCCUUAGAAAGGAGUCGCCUGGCGACGACAGCCUUUUGCGGUUCCUAUGCUGGGGCGGUAGUCGCGAUGCCCCUCGCUGGGGUACUGGUGCAGUACUCAGGAUGGAGCUCCGUUUUCUAUGUCUAUGGCAGCUUCGGGAUCUUCUGGUACCUGUUCUGGCUGCUCGUCUCCUACGAGUCCCCCGCGCUGCACCCCAGCAUAUCGGAGGAGGAGCGCAAGUACAUCGAGGACGCCAUCGGGGAGAGCGCGAAACUCAUGAACCCCCUCACGGUCUGGACCCAAGUCUUUGGGGAAGGGGUGGGGAGACUUAGCAGGCCUCGAACCUGCACAGCGUCCCCUGUCUCCCCUGUGCACCUGUUCCCGCAGGUAGGCCUGGUGUCCGCGCUGCCCCACCUGGUCAUGACCAUCAUCGUGCCCAUCGGCGGCCAGAUCGCGGACUUCCUGCGGAGCCGCCGCAUCAUGUCUACCACCAACGUGCGCAAGUUGAUGAACUGCGGGGGCUUCGGCAUGGAAGCCACGCUGCUGCUGGUGGUCGGCUACUCGCACUCCAAGGGCGUGGCCAUCUCCUUCCUGGUCCUGGCCGUGGGCUUCAGCGGUUUCGCCAUCUCUGGGUUCAAUGUGAACCACCUGGACAUUGCCCCGCGCUACGCCAGCAUCCUCAUGGGCAUCUCCAACGGCGUGGGCACGUUGUCGGGCAUGGUGUGCCCCAUCAUCGUGGGGGCCAUGACUAAGCACAAGACUCGGGAGGAGUGGCAGUACGUGUUCCUGAUUGCCUCCCUGGUGCACUAUGGAGGGGUCAUCUUCUACGGGGUCUUUGCUUCUGGAGAGAAGCAGCCGUGGGCAGAGCCCGAGGAGUUGAGCGAGGAGAAGUGUGGCUUCGUUGGCCAUGACCAGCUGGCUGGCAGUGACGACAGCGACAUGGAGGAUGAGGCUGAGCCCCCCGGGGCACCCCCGGCACCACCUCCGUCCUAUGGGGCCACACACAGCACAUUUCAGCCCCCUAGGCCCCCGCCCCCUGUCCGGGACUACUGACCAUGUGCCUCACACUGAAUGGCAGUUUCCAGGACCUCCACUCCACUCAUCUCUGGCCUGAGUGACAGUGUCAAGGAACCCCGCUCCUCUCUCUCCUGCCUCAGGCCUCAGAAGCACUCUCCCUUGUUCCUAGUGCUGUCAAAUCCUCUUUCUUUCCCGAUUGCCUCUCAGGGGUAGUGAAGCUGAAGACUGAGAGUUUCAAGGAUACCCAAAUUCCCCUAAAGGUUCCCUCUCCACCCGUUCUGCCUCAGUGGUUUCAAAUCUCUCCUUUCAGGGCUUUAUUUGAAUGGACAGUUCAACCUCUUACUCUCCCUUGCUGUUUUGAGGCACACACUCCCUCCCCGCCUUUCCUUUAUCUCCAGGGGCUCUCAGACUAACACUUGAGAUCACUCAGCUCCCCUCUCCUUUCAGAAAAAUUCCAGGUUCUCCUCUAGAAGUGUCAAAUCUCUCCCAACUCUGUUCUGCAUCUUCCUGGUUGGUUUAACCAAUCACCCGUCCCCGCCAUUCCAGGGAUUGAUUCUCACCAGCGUUUCUGAGGGAAAAUGGCGGUUUCAAGUCCCCCCUUCCCCUCCCACUUCUCCCUACCAGCAGAUUCUGCGAAAGCACCAAAUUUCCCAAGACCCUCUUCUCCCUAGCUUAGCAUAACGUCUGGGAAAAGAACCAAAAUGGCAACUUUAACAAUAUGCCUCUCUCCACCCCCAUGCACUUUUUCUGACGUGGUUUUCAGGUCUAAAUAGUGGCUGUUCUCGGCCAUGAACGCAAUGGUUUGAAGCCACCACCAUUGAACGUCCCCACGGUGGUUUCAUGACGACCCUCCCCCGAUUCCUCGCACUUUAUUCUCCUGGGUGGUUUCGAACUACCCUCAGUUUCUCAGUGGCCAUUUGUUGUGUCCCUCAGGGGCUUAAUGACUGAAAAUCUGGGAUCCUCCCCCUCUCAGACACCCCUCUUUCAGCUUAGAAUUUGGGGAACAUAUAUAGAAGUCACAGAAUCCCAUGAAAGGGAACGGGGCAGGGGAGAGGGGUUUUUCCCGGUGCAGGGUUGUGUCUUUGUGUCUCUGUCUCUGUGACUGUAAAUCCUGCCCUGCCCCACUCACAAUAAAAGCUUUGGUGUACAGA
Cebus imitator (Panamanian white-faced capuchin) is the source of this 2922-nucleotide messenger RNA. It is a transcript of the gene SLC17A7, whose product is annotated as solute carrier family 17 member 7. The record is from RefSeq and is a predicted model, not a curated record. Lineage: Eukaryota; Metazoa; Chordata; Mammalia; Primates; Cebidae. Gene Ontology annotation, cellular component: synaptic vesicle membrane; excitatory synapse. Gene Ontology annotation, molecular function: neurotransmitter transmembrane transporter activity; L-glutamate transmembrane transporter activity. The transcript has 11 exons. Bases 179 to 1807 code for a protein of 542 amino acids. Gene Ontology annotation, biological process: transmembrane transport; monoatomic anion transport; synaptic transmission, glutamatergic.